AUGCGUAAGGAGAAAUAUCAAGCGAUAUCCAGUGGGUAUCGCAGUGACUAUGCUGAUUUCAAUCGUAGUCCCAAGAACCAGUCAUGCAGAACAGUUUACCGCAAGCGUCUUUACGCAACCAAAUUCGCGGCUAUAUUCCACCCGAUCAAUGGGAUGAAGGGAUCAACGCCAGCUGCUUUGGUUUCCGUGGCGCACAUUUGUCGACUUCUGAGGCAAUGUAUCCUGACAGUCAGCAAGGCUAUGCACCUACUGUUCGUGGGGUUGCAAAAACCAAUGCAAAAGUGGUGA
Molecule: messenger RNA, 288 nt
Organism: Oppiella nova
Lineage: Eukaryota; Metazoa; Arthropoda; Arachnida; Sarcoptiformes; Oppiidae
Source: the annotation of a GenBank genome assembly